CUUGUUUUCUUCCAUCUCCUUUAAGCGCUGAGCUACCAAGUGGUACCAUCUGUAACUCAUCAAUGUUCGGGGAAGGAAAUGCAGCCAGCAGUGUCCUUGGAUGGAUUUCAAUAGCAUGCUGGAUUGUCGUUUAUUCUCCUCAGAUAAUUGAGAAUUACCAACUACAGAGCGGGGAGGGUUUAUCCCUCCUUUUCAUCUAUGUAUGGUUGCUAGGUGAUGUAUGUAAUCUUAUGGGUGCAGUGAUGGCCGGAUUGCUGCCUACCGUGAUCAUCCUUGGAGUUUAUUACACUUUAUGCGACACAGUAUUGCUUUGCCAAGUAUACUAUUACCGAUGGAAGCGGCAAGCCGGGAGGCACGUUGUACCUGUGCACAUCACAGGGGAGGUUUCCGAAGAAACCUGCCUUAUUACUGAUAGUCGCUCAGCGGAUCCCCCCGAAAGACCGGAGCUCUCCAUCACACGAAUUUUUGUGCGGUACCUGGCUGCUGUCUCAUUUGUAUCAGUCACUGGUGUGGCAGCGUAUUGUAUCAGCAACUGGCUUCCCAGUGAUGAUACCUCUCCAGCCCUUCCAGAUACGAAGCUGGAUUGGCAUAUCCAGGUAAUAGGGUGGACCAGCGCCUCUGCUUAUCUUGGUGCUCGGCUGCCGCAAAUAGUCAAGAACUUCAAGACCAGAUGUGAGGGUCUUGCCCCUGGGUUAUUUGUCUUCUCUAUUCUGGGAAACACGACAUACGCAUUAUCUAUUAUUGCUGCGUCUCGCGACGCAGAUUAUCUGAUCAGGAAUGCAAGUUGGCUAGCAGGUAGUGGUUUGACCGUCUUUCUCGAUAUUCUUGUGCUCAGCCAGUUCUUUUAUUACGGAUUUGUCUCAGGGCAGCGAGGCUGGAUCGAUAGAGUUCCGGUGUAAUGCUCGAUGUUACUAUUAGAAACCCGUAUGUACUGUUUCCUAGACCUAGUAGAACUUUACGGACUGCUGUUACGCAUAUGCUAUCUAUUUCAAUCGUACCUUGCUGACCGAGA
Molecule: messenger RNA, 1012 nt
Organism: Suillus discolor
Lineage: Eukaryota; Fungi; Basidiomycota; Agaricomycetes; Boletales; Suillaceae
Product: PQ-loop-domain-containing protein
Exons: 8
Coding region: 63-899 (278 amino acids)
Biological process (GO): basic amino acid transmembrane export from vacuole
Cellular component (GO): fungal-type vacuole membrane
Source: RefSeq, a predicted model, not a curated record